Messenger RNA from Manihot esculenta (cassava), 1257 nucleotides. RefSeq names its product feruloyl CoA ortho-hydroxylase F6H1-3. The record is from RefSeq and is a predicted model, not a curated record. NCBI's taxonomy places the organism in Eukaryota, Viridiplantae, Streptophyta, Magnoliopsida, Malpighiales, Euphorbiaceae. The coding region runs from base 74 to 1165 and encodes 363 amino acids. The transcript is spliced from 2 exons.
UCCUCCCCAUUUUCUAUUCAACCAAACAAAACCCAAGACAAAUAUUUUCCUUCUCUCAUAAGAAGCUCAAGAAAUGGCUCCAACACUUGCAGAAUCAACCACUGACGCCUCCGCCUUUGAUAUCGCCGAUUUUGUGAUCAACCAAGGGAAUGGCGUAAAGGGUCUCUCUGAGUUGGGCAUCAAAAGCCUUCCUCGCCAAUAUAUUCAACCAAAAGAAGCAUUGAUCAACAUCAUCCCAAACAAAUCCAUCCCUGUCAUUGACAUGGCCAACUGGGAAAAUGAUCCCAACAUCGCUGAAUCUGUCUGUGAAGCUGCUGAGACAUUUGGAUUCUUUCAGCUUGUUAACCAUGGCGUUCCUCUUGAGGUCCUUGACGGUGUUAAAGAUGCAACGCAUCGUUUCUUUGGGGUUCCAGCUGCUGUGAAGAGGAAGUAUUCUAAGGAGCUUUCGCCUUCUAACAGUGUUAGAUUUGGCACCAGCUUUAGCCCUGAUUCUGAGAAAGCUCUUGAAUGGAAAGAUUAUCUCAGCCUUUUCUAUGUCUCUGAGGAAGAAGCUUCUGCAUUGUGGCCUCCUGAGUGCAAGGAUGAAUGCUUGGAGUACAUGAAGAAAUCUGAAAUCUUAUGCAGAAAGCUUUUGACUGCAUUAAUGGAGAGACUCAAUGUAAAAGAAAUAGACGAGAAGAAAGAGUCUCUUUUAAUGGGAUCUCGAAGAAUCAACCUCAACUACUAUCCAAGAUGUCCAAACCCUCAGCUCACUAUCGGUGUCGGCCGCCACUCCGACGUCUCCACCCUCACGUUCCUCCUCCAAGACGAAAUCGGUGGACUUUACGUGCGAGUCAACGAAGGAAAAGGAGAAGAAGAUGGGUGGGUUCAUGUUCCUCCGAUUGAAGGAUCUCUUGUGAUAAACGUCGGAGAUGCAUUACAAAUUCUGAGUAAUGGUCGAUAUAAAAGUAUCGAGCAUUGUGUGAUUGCGAGCGGAAGUAAGAACAGAAUUUCUAUUCCUGUUUUUGUCAACCCAAAGCCAAGUGAUGUGAUCGGACCGUUGCCUGAAUUGCUUGCUGCCGGAGAAAAGCCAAAAUAUAAGAAUAUUUUAUACUCCGAUUAUGUGAAGCAUUUCUUCAGGAAGGCUCAUGAUGGGAAGAAGACUGUGGAAUUUGCUGAAGUGUAAUAAUUUUUAGUUACUCUAUCAGUUUAUGUCAUUAUUGUUAAUGUUGUAAUCACUAAGUAUUUAAAAUAAACUCUAAGAUUAAUUUUAUUAAA